This is a messenger RNA of Porites lobata, 3018 nucleotides long. The record is from the annotation of a GenBank genome assembly. Lineage: Eukaryota; Metazoa; Cnidaria; Anthozoa; Scleractinia; Poritidae.
AUGGUCGCACCUUCGUUUGAGAGUCUGUCUGCCGAAGCGCAAAGACCAGCUGCCGAAUUUUCAGCGACGAACGGCAACUUCAAACCAGUGCAAAAGUCCGAUGAAAAUAUGAAUGAGGUAUUCGCAGGUGUAACGAAGUCAGAUACAAUUUGGCAAUCUCCGAAUGACCAUGAAAAAAACGAGGAGCUUGAAGAACUUCAACGGAAAGUAUGGAACAAGUCUCCUAAUGUAAUUAUGAGCAAAACAAUCACAGGUAAAAUAACUUACAAGCGUUAGUACCAUUUUCAUUUUGUGCAAUAAAAAUUGCAGAGAAAGGUCUUAUUCCUGGAAUAGUUGGACUGGAAGAUAAUAAUUGAACCGAGAGGUUGAAGCUUUGACAUAAAGCCGGAUGAACUAGAUUCUCCUUCUGCUUCUUGCAACCACAGUCAUUCUCCCCUAAUUGGUGUCCCCAAAUUAGUAAGGGAUUUGUUCCCUGGCUAGACGGUUUUUGACACUUUAAUAAAGUUUCUAUUCUAUUCUAUUCUAUUCUAUAUUCAAUUUGCGCCGAAGAAGGGGUGCACAAAUACUGAAAUGAGAGAAAUUAACCUAUUAAAAAAGGAAGAUGAAAUAAACGAACGUGCGGCCUUUCGUGCAACAUUACUAGUAACAUGUUUUACUCGCGUGAGCACACGCCGCGCACAUUGCGGAACGACUUGUGCAAGGCGUUUGGCCAGUAGUUAAAAAAUAAUUUGAAAUUUGAUUGGCUGAAGAUUGAAAGUCACGUAAGUCGGACAACUGCAAUCAGGGCGUGACUGCGAUAGCGUAAUAAUCUCAGUGGGGAUUACAUGUACACGAAGUAAUGUCUUGCGCCCGGUCCUUUUGAAUUGUUGUCGGCCCUAGGAAAAGUUUCACACAACCUAUUGCGUAGGAAUGAUAGUAUUUAUUCUGGAAGAAAGCGUUUUACCAGAAUUUGUACUGAGGACAGAAUCACAACCGGUUGCUAAUGGUUUUCUGUUGGAAGGCCGCUCAUAAACAUCCCCGCCUUUGUAAGUGUCCAGAGUAUUACGCCCAGCUAAAUCAGUUGGGCGACGUUGUCGAUUGACGUGCAGUUCUGUGCUGUUACUCAGGACAAAAACGAAGACCAUUUCAUUGCCAGCGAAAGAAUGAGACUACCCAUUUUUGAUACUUCAAAGACGAAGAGACCGGAAUUCCCGGCCUGAUAAACCGGUUCAAAAGGACACGAUUUGGGUCAAAAUGUUUCAUGACAAAAUAAAUGAAGAAAAAUCUAAAUUAUGAGGUGCUCAAUGUUCCUACAUUGUUGACCCACAGCAAUUAUAUAUCUGUUAGAGCGUUAGAUUAACCCCUUACUGUUGUUUUGUAAUGCAUUGAUAGGUAGCGAAUUCGAGACUCCAUCGGGCACAUUAACAACGUUGCGCAUACGCACACAUAGUCAGGAAAACGGCAGUCCUCCAAGGAAAAGUCCUGUAUAUUGUUUUCAUUCCUUCACGUACGGCGUGGGAGAAUCAGUCGAGGGUGAAGUCGACGAAAGUGGGCCUUCCGCUCAGACCUCUUCUAUUUGGAAGGAUCAAAGUUAUGAUGGUGAUUCUCCAAACGUUUGGCACACGAGAACUGUAGUUGAAUCUGAGGAGGACAACGGAUCACCUACAUUCCGCUGUGCAUGGACGUGGGAAAUUGAAACAGGUGACUUUGCUAAGAGUACAUAUGUUGUGUAAGCAGUAUAAAAUAGUUACUUCUAAAAUAGCUUUCCGUUAGGCUUGAAUGCUAGUUUUUUAGUGAGUUAUCAUGGAUCUAGACAAUAUUCACAUUGUGUGGCAAACGCAGACUUCACGUAAAUUGCGUAAGACAUUAGGGAGCUUAAGCAACAGCGUUUUUGAGCGACGGACGUCAACCGGAAGUGGACUUUUUGCAUCAUUGGGCAGUGGUUUGGUUGAAACUCUCGGGUAAAUCGUCUUUAAAAGAGAAAAGAAACUCAGCAAUACAAGUUUGUUAGCGUCAAGGCAUAUAAAAAGGGAGAAGGCCUCACUUCCGGUUGACGUGCGUCGCUCAAAAACGUCUUUGCUUAAGGUCCCUAAUGUUGUGAAAUGCUCUUACAACUAUUAUCCUAUUCUUUUUAAGGGGGCUGGUUAUUCAUAAAACGAACUCUAACUUAGACCACAGUUUACGGCAAUUCAUACUGGACUUACAAAUCUCUUCUUAAGAGAAGUGGAUUAUUCCUUAAAUCACAAAAACCGAAUCUAAUAAAUGUUUCAUUAUAAAUUGCUUUAAAGAAAAUAACGACAAACAUAAUCACACAGGAGUCAGUUAGACAGCAUUGCUCUUGAAAAGUAUACAGUUGUUUGCUAGCAGAUACCUAACUGGAGGGAGUCCUAACCAAGCUGUAGGUGAUGACGAUUAACUAAGCUGUAACUAAGCUGUAGGUGACGACGAUUUUCAAAUUGAUUUUUCAAAUUGAUUGAAGGCUCUCAGCAAAUGAGAACACAUAUAGAGGGCACACUGUAAAAUAAUUUAAAAAGUCAAAUGGAGUGGAGCGCGUUUAAAAAUGGUAGAUAAAAAAGUCGUAGAGGAAAAUAUUGACCGCUUAUAUCAAAUUCUGUAUAAAAAUCAAAUAACUUCUCGUUUUCAUAUUCAUCGGCCAAAGAAACUGGCACUGCUGCCUCCUCGUAUGAAUUAAAGGAGGACGUCAGCUACACCUCUGGUAAGAUUAAAACUCACGGAAAGACGGCACUAAUCUCUGAACAAGAAGAGAAUGAGAAUUCAGCGGAAUACAGCUGCACCAAGAAGAAAAUAAAGAUGACAAUAAGGAGGUUGUCGCCUGAAGGAGCAGAAUAUAACGCUGCAGAUGAUGGAGAUACCGAGAGUUAUCUCAUGGUACCUGACAAGCUAGUUGUUGCAGAAGCACAGCGGCGGGAUACCCUGUCGAGUAAUCUGGGGCGCAGCCCGUCAGGACGCAUAACUGAAGAUGGAAAGGACUACUGGACAUCACAAGAUUCCUCAGAAAGUAAGGGAAUUAAUCACGGG